Messenger RNA from Solanum pennellii, 3693 nucleotides. Its product is annotated as replication protein A 70 kDa DNA-binding subunit B-like. Gene Ontology annotation, biological process: DNA repair; telomere maintenance. NCBI's taxonomy places the organism in Eukaryota, Viridiplantae, Streptophyta, Magnoliopsida, Solanales, Solanaceae. The record is from RefSeq and is a predicted model, not a curated record. The transcript is spliced from 3 exons. The coding region runs from base 15 to 3047 and encodes 1010 amino acids. Gene Ontology annotation, molecular function: DNA helicase activity.
UGCGUAGACGGUAUAUGGAUGCUAUUGCAUUAGUGCAACGUUUUGGAAAACCUGAUAUAUUUUUAACUAUAACAUGCAAUCCUUCUUGGCCUGAAAUAGCAGAAAAACUUAUAUCAACCGAUGAGGUACAAAAUAGGCCAGAUCUGGUUAGUAGAGUGUUUAGAGCAAAAAUAGAAGAAUUGAAAAAUGAUAUAAUUAAAAGACAUAUUUUUGGUAAAAUUGCAGCAUUUAUGUAUACGAUAGAAUUUCAGAAACGAGGACUUCCACAUGCUCAUUUUCUUAUCAUACUAAAUGAGAAUUACAAAUUACUAACUCCAGAAGCAUAUGAUCGAUUUGUAUGUGCUGAAAUACCAGAUGAAAAUAUAUAUCCGUAUUUAUAUUCACUUGUUACACAACACAUGAUGCAUGGUCCUUGUGGUAAUUUGAACCCAACAAAUUCUUGUAUGAAAAAAAAAGGAUGCUGUAAAAAUAAAUAUCCUAAAGAGUUCGCAGAACAAACAACCAAAGGAAAGAAUUCAUACCCAAUUUAUAGAAGACGAAAUACAGGCAAAGUUGUGAAAAUUAGAGGACACUUUCUUGAUAACUUGUGGGUUGUUCCUUACAAUCCAUAUUUGCUUUGUAAAUUCAACUGUCAUAUAAAUGUAGAGAUUUGUUCAGAUAUAAAAGUUGUUAAGUACAUUUAUAAAUACAUUUGCAAAGGGCAUGAUAAAAUUGCAUUUCAUAUACAGACUAAUGAUGUAAAUGUGGAGAUAGAUGAAAUAAAAGAAUAUCAAUCUGCUAGGUGGGUAUCACCACCUGAAGCUGCUUGGAGAAUAUUUGCUUUUCCUAUUAGUGAAAUGAAUCCAACUGUAUAUCACCUACAACUCCAUCUUGAUGGGCAACAACUUGUUUCCUUCAAAAGUACCGAUAACAUUAGUAAUAUUGCAAAUAAUCCCAUUAUAAGAAAAACAAUGUUAACCGAAUUUUUCUUAAUGAAUAAAUCAAACAAAGAAGCUACGGACCUAAAUUUAUUAUAUCGUGAGUUUCCUGAACAUUUUGUAUGGUCAACAACAGAUAAAAUUUGGACACGUCGUAAACGAGGUCACGUUAUUGGACGUGUAGUGACAUGUCAUCCAACCGAAGGAGAAAGAUACUAUCUUAGACUAUUGUUAAUGAAUGUAAGGGGGCCAAAAUCAUAUGAAGAUCUACGAAGUGUAAAUGGAGUACAAUAUAAUUCUUUUAGAGAAGCUGCUGAAAAACGAGAACUAUUACUUUGUGAUAACAAUUUGGUAGAAUGCAUGUCUGAAGCUGCAAGUUAUCAAAUGCCAUCCAGUUUAAGACAAUUAUUUGCUAUGUUAUUGAUUUAUUGUAAUCCAACAAAUCCUAGGGAAUUAUGGGAGAGAUUUGAAAGUCCUAUGUCUGAUGAUUUCAGUAAAAGUUCAAAUAUAAAUGUAAGAGAAAUACGUUAUAAAGUAUUGAAUUAUAUUAAUGAUAUUCUUCAUUCAAUGGGUCGUGACAUUAAUGAAUUCGAACUAAUUUCAGAAUAUAUCAAACCUUCAUCAAUAGCAAGAGAAGCUAAAGAAGUUCAUUAUGAAAGAAAUAUCAUCGUUAGUGAGGAAGAUUUAUUAUUAAAAGAUAAAUUGAACUCUGAACAAAUAAAAGCUUACAAUAUUAUUCUUGAUAGAGUAUUGUCAAAUAAAUUUGGAGCAUUUUUUAUUGAUGGCCCUGGUGGAACGGGUAAAAGUUUUUUAUAUCGUGCUUUAUUAGCUACAGUAAGACAUAGGGGAUUGAUAGCUUUAGCAACUGCAAGUUCUGGUGUUGCAGCUUCACUUCUUCCUGGAGGUCGAACUGCUCAUUCUCGAUUUAAAAUUCCUAUUGAUGUCGAUGAAAAUUUUACUUGCAAUAUUAGUAAACAAAGUUCACUGGCAUCUUUAAUACGAGAUGCACGAUUAAUUGUGUGGGAUGAAAUUUCAAUGGCAAAAAAGAAAAUGGUUGAAGCAUUUGACUUACUAUUAAGAGAUCUAAUGGAAAGAAAUACGUUAUUUGGUGGUAAAAUAGUUGUUUUUAGCGGUGAUUUCCGACAAACUCUUCCUGUUGUUCGUAGUGGAAAAAAAGAAGAUUUUAUUCGCGAAUGUUUAUUGUGUUCUGAAAUAUGGAAUGAACUUGAAAAACUACAAUUAUCAAAGAAUAUGCGUGCAACUAAAGAUCCUGACUUUUGUGAAUUUUUAAUGAGAAUUGGUAGUGGAAAAGAAAAAACAAAUGACCGUGGAAAAAUUGAAAUUCCUCAUUCUCUCAUUAUUCCUUUUACUUCUGAAAAAGAAUCUCUUGAUCUUCUAUUUAAAAAUACAUAUCCCGAUUUAUACAAAUGUUGUACAAAAACUUCGUUUGUUACUUCUCGUGCUAUUCUAACAACUAAAAAUGAUUUUGUUGAUGAUAUUAAUGACAUGUUGAUCUCUCGAUUUUCAAACAUUGAAAAAGUAUAUAUUGCUAUAGAUGAAACUAUUGAUCCUAAGGAUCAAAGUGAAUACGAAGAUUUCUUACAUACUUUAAAUCCUACUGGUUUACCUCCAUACAAAUUAACUUUAAAGAAGAAUUGUCCGAUUAUGUUACUAAGAAAUUUAAAUCCAUGUGAAGGUUUAUGCAAUGGGACACGAUUAAUAUGUAAUGACUUUAAACCUCAUGUAAUUAGUGCAAUAAUAUCUACCGGUGAUUUUAAAAAUACUCAUGUAUUUAUUCCACGAAUACCACUCAUGACUUCAGAAGAUGAAAAAUUGCCACUUCCUUUUAAAAGAACGCAGUUUCCUGUACGAUUAUGUUUUGCCAUGACUAUAAAUAAAGCUCAAGGACAAACAUUAGAUUUUGUUGGUAUAUAUUUACGCGAACCUGUCUUCUCACAUGGACAAUUGUAUGUUGCUUUAUCAAGAGCUACAAGUUCCAACAAUGUCAAAGUAUUAAUUAGACCACCUAUAAUUGACGAAAAUGACGAUCAUUCAACAUACAAUGUUGUCUAUAAUGAAGUCAUUGAAAAAGCUUUUUCAUCAUCUUUGUGUUAUAAUUUGCAAUGGUAAAUCUUAUAUACAACUUACAUACCCUAUAUGUAUAUUUUUGAUGUAUUUAUAUUAUUAAUAAUAUUGCUUUCAUUAUACAUUUGUCUUUAGUUUAUCCUCUUAUAAUAUAUUUUAAAUGCAGAUAUAUUGCAACAUGGCGGAAAGAUAUACCAUCAAUAUGAUCACUCCAGAUACUAAAAAUUGGACAUGUAAAGUCCAAGUUGUUGAUAAAAGUCGACCAAGGGACAACAAAGAUAAAACCACAAAAUAUCAAGUCCUAAUUCUGCAAGAUGAAGAGGAGAAUCAAGUUCAGGCCACCAUUUUCAGUACUGAUAUAACAUAUUUUGAAAAAGAAUUUGCUCCUUUCAAGACUUACUUGGUAUCUGUUGCAUAUGUGAAAGUCCCACCUCUUGGAUACGAAAAUCCGCUUAACAAAUUCGUUUGGACACUCGACAAAAACACCAUUGUUGAACCAAUUGAAGAGGUGAAACCUCCAGAGGAUCCAUUACCACCACCAACACGACUGACUAUUGCCAAAUUUGACACUUUUGAGUAUCAAUCCAAAGAAUUUGAAUUUGAUGUACUUGCCAUUGUCAUUAAUGGCAGUCCUUCAACAAAGACAACAACUGGAAAGCGACUUCAAGAAUUCAUUGUCAUGGACAAGCUG